AUGAAAAGAGAACAAGAAACCAUGAGGAGAAAUAUUAGAAAAUCGAUACAGAAAGAAUUGGAAAAAUAUAGUUGGGAUAAAACAGGAAGAACGGAUUUUGCUUUAGAAACUUCCGGUGGAAGAAUCGUGAGAUUGUCUAAAGACACGGAAAACUUCGACGCGUCGAAAUCCAUAUUGGGGAUCACACUUUGCGAAGGAAUGCACGGUCCUAGAGCGAUGCUGCAAGCGGAUAUGUCCCCGGGACAUUGCUGGGCUUUGAAAGGAUCUAGCGGCGGAGUCGUCAUUAAACUGUUGGGUAAAAUAAAAAUAAACGCCGUAACUAUUGAACAUAUUCCCGAAAAUAUGUCGCCGACUUUAGAUAUACAAUCGGCUCCUAAGGAUUUCGAGAUAUGGGGUAUUAAAGACGUUAACGAAAAAGGUGAAUACAUUGGAAGGUUCACGUUUAAAUUGAAUGGACAAUCGAUUCAAACAUUCGAUAUUAAUCAGUCUAAUUUUUAUAGUUAUAUAGAAUUUCGUGUUCUAACUAAUCAUAAUAACCCUGAUUAUACUUGCGUGUAUAGGUUAAGAGUUCACGGGAUUUUGGCGACGUAA
Molecule: messenger RNA, 591 nt
Organism: Diorhabda sublineata
Lineage: Eukaryota; Metazoa; Arthropoda; Insecta; Coleoptera; Chrysomelidae
Product: SUN domain-containing protein 2-like
Exons: 1
Coding region: 1-591 (196 amino acids)
Biological process (GO): nuclear envelope organization
Cellular component (GO): meiotic nuclear membrane microtubule tethering complex; nuclear envelope
Molecular function (GO): protein-membrane adaptor activity
Source: RefSeq, a predicted model, not a curated record